Molecule: messenger RNA, 1265 nt
Organism: Tribolium madens (black flour beetle)
Lineage: Eukaryota; Metazoa; Arthropoda; Insecta; Coleoptera; Tenebrionidae
Exons: 4
Coding region: 123-560 (145 amino acids)
Biological process (GO): sodium ion transport
Molecular function (GO): symporter activity
Source: RefSeq, a predicted model, not a curated record
AAAGUGAAAUUUCUGAAAAAACAGCUGGGUAUAUUUUACGAAUCAUUGUGGUUAUUGCUGGUAUUUUACUUCUUUCGAUUGCUUACAUUGUAGAGCUCUUAGGUGAUAUUUUUCCUUUAGUCAUGAGUGUGACUGCAGUUGUAGAUGGACCGGCGGUUGGUUUAUUUGCAUCAGGAGUGUUGAUUCCAAAAAUGAAUGCCAAGGGAGCUUUUGGUGGAGCUAUUUUGCCCGCAAUUGUUACAAUUCAUAAACCUUUGUUAAUCGAUGGAUGUGAUAAUCAAACGAUUUGGACAAACUCUUCUCUAAUUAGCCUUAACAAUACUUCACAUGACUUAACAACAGGGAGCAAACCAUUUUUUAUUUUUCGUCUUUCACAUAACUACCAGUGUUUAUUUGGAGCAGUUGUAAUGAUAAUUAUCGGUGUAAUUAUAAGUCAUUUCGCCAAGAAGGAUAAUCUACCAGUUGACAAAAUGUUAUUCAGUCCUGUUAUUCAUCGAUUUCUAUCUGAAACUUCAAGAGUUACAAGAACUUAUGGCAGGUCACAAAAAAAAAUGGAAUGAAACAAAAUAAUAAUUUUGUUCCACUAAUUACAUUAAUUAAAGUAUUGUAACUUUGCAGUUUGAAUUCAAUGGAGGCAUUUAAAAAUAAUUCAUAAUAAUUCAACUUAAACUGAGAAAAUUGUUCAUAACGUGUGAUUGUCAUACUUUAAGACACUUUUUAAAAUAACCCUACGUUGCGUCUCGAAACCUUACAACACUGCUGAAUUGACAAUGGUAUUGGACCCUUGGUCUCUUUAAUGGGCAAAAACCGUUCUUUUUCGGCAAGCUUCUUUCUAACGCCCUGUUCAAGUGGAAGCAUUGUUACUUAUUAGCUACCGCGACUUUGGUGAUCACUGCCCGAAGUUUAACUUUUCACCUCGCGUUACAAAAAAAAAAAACUAAACAUUUUACCAGACGAAUCAUCCAUUAAAAAAUGAACAAACUCCUUACAAAUUAACAAGAAUCAUGAUUUAUAUGAUGAAAACAACAUACAAAACCUAAUUUGCGUGUAAUAUCGAUACAGAAUUUAUUUUUGUUGUAAGUCACGUCUUGCUCAAUCUUAGUCACCGUAUUCACAUCGGCAGCCUUCUCCAAGCGAAGCUCCCCUCGACGACGCUUCCUUCUUUUUCCCGCUAGGAAGCCCCCGCGUGUAGACGACAUCAUGAAAGUUUAAAAUUUAUGCAAUGUCCAAAACAUAUAAAAAAAAUCGUUUGCUAAGACCUACUA